Messenger RNA from Eutrema salsugineum, 1037 nucleotides. RefSeq lists its product as uncharacterized. The transcript is spliced from 2 exons. The coding region runs from base 137 to 724 and encodes 195 amino acids. NCBI's taxonomy places the organism in Eukaryota, Viridiplantae, Streptophyta, Magnoliopsida, Brassicales, Brassicaceae. The record is from RefSeq and is a predicted model, not a curated record.
AGAGAGAGAGUGUGUAUUUCGACCAAAAAAAAAAAACAAAAAAACUCUCUUUCAAGACAAUCCAUCUCUCUCUUUCCUUCAAUUCCAACUAAUCUCCCGACCAAAAGCAAAAGCAUCGCAGAAACUAGAUUCCUCCAUGGAAGAAUCUGAGCCGAAAAUCGAGUACACGACCGGCGUCGAGACCGCCGUGAGAAUGACGUCACCGACGUCCUCCGUCGCCACCACAAGUGUCCACGUAAGCGCCCUCGACGGACUCGUGAACGUGAACUCUCUCUUCACCAUCGCCGUCUUCGUAGGUCUCUCCUUAGCGACGCCAGGACAGCAUAGCCUCGAGCAGCGAUCCAGCUGCGACGCAAGUGCUGACGUGGCCAAGAAGCUACUGGUCUUCGAAGUCGUCUCCUUCAGCUUCUUCCUCUUCUCCUCUCUUGUAGCUCAGGGUCUCAAGCUUGCCCUGAACCUUCUCAACAGCAAAGACGUCGACGAGAUUUUCAGGGCCCACAUCAACAUCAAGGUCUUGAGAUGGGGAAUGAUGGCAUCUGCUGUCGGAUCCGUCAUGGGUUGUCUGUUCUUGAUGCUUUCUAUGGUCAAUGUGAUUCAGAUCCGUCUCGGUUUGCUCUCUUGCGGCAGCAAAUCGGCGGCUCAAGCGGUUGCAACGCUCGUGACGCUGGUUUCCUCUGCUCUGUUGGUUUACAUCUCUACUGCCGUUUACGCUUUCUGGCAUUGAAACUGAUUUGAAUUUAGUUCCUCAAAGAAUCGUCAAAAUUGGAUUAUACAGAGGAAAUUGAUUUGGAAUGAUGAGGGAGACUCUCAUGUUCCUAAAGUCCCUGGCUUUAUUCCUAAAGUCCUUGGCUUUAUUUUGAUUGGCCGAUGUAAUUUAUCAGUGUCUUUAUAAGUUUUUUGUCCACUGGUUCAAACAAUUUCUCUAUAUUUUUCUGUGUUUCUUUCGGAGAAAGAUGUAAAGAUGACAAGAUAAGAGAAUAUUGAUGAUAAGCUUUUUAUAAGCACAAACGAAGGUGUGUUCCUUAUUUAAUCAGCUU